This is a messenger RNA of Aspergillus caelatus, 3250 nucleotides long. RefSeq names its product glycosyltransferase. Bases 558 to 3095 code for a protein of 845 amino acids. The record is from RefSeq and is a predicted model, not a curated record. Lineage: Eukaryota; Fungi; Ascomycota; Eurotiomycetes; Eurotiales; Aspergillaceae. Gene Ontology annotation, biological process: carbohydrate metabolic process. The transcript has 8 exons. Gene Ontology annotation, molecular function: UDP-glycosyltransferase activity; hexosyltransferase activity.
CUUGUCCAUGUCUCCGCGUGUGCGGAUUAUCGGAGCCCGGCCCCGGAUUCAGCUCCGAAAUCCCGACAUUCUGUACUAAAAAGAUAGUAGUUUCUUACACGCUAAAGCAGGAAGUUCUUUGAUAACGUACUGAAUACAGUCAAUGUCCACUACACUAUAAAAAGUGAAAAAAAGAAAAACCCUACAUAUUCACGGGGCCUCAGUUAUCUGUUGCAAUUUGAGGCCAGAGAAUGGGCGCCAAGAACCACCUAUGAUGUCACGGACCAUCAUUUGUGUCCUGCAAACCCUCCUCCAGAAUCGCAACUCGAUGCCAUGGAUGACUCCGUUGGGGCGGGAUAGUUCUGCGCUGUCUCUCGAUAGGCCAAGUUCAGAAAAAAAGUUUAACAUUUGCACGGGAUCAUGUGGUUUAUAUAAUUACCUUCCAUGAACUGCGCUGUCGAGGGCAUACACGAACUGGCUACUGGAAUCCGCAAAGCUCGCCACUCUUACUCGGUGUAAAUCAGUGAUUUCAACUGCCUUGAUGCGAGCUGUCUAUUGGAAGGCAGUCAACUUCAAAUAUGCCAAAUCAGACCGAGGCAAUGUCGAAUUUCGUUGCAACCUUCCCGUGUCCGCAAAUUCCGGCCUGGCUAAGGGCUCGAAGAUCGAGCUCUACAGGCCUUGGAAAUGGGACUAUAAUCACAAAGAAAGACGGGCGCUUAGACAUUGACCUGGAUGAGGGCAUCCCGCGGGUGGUCCAGCUGGCCUAUGCGCUCACGCGCAGACCAUCAAUUCUCGCUCCUCAGAGAAACAAAGAAGUUAUCCAUUUUCCUCUAAAGCUGAACAUCUUACUACAGGUAGUAGGUUCCCGAGGGGACGUUCAGCCAUUCAUCGUGCUAGGCAAGGCGCUGCAGGCCCAUGGUCAUCGCGUCCGGCUGGCAACACAUCUCAUGUUCCGUGACUUUGUUAACGAGCAUGGUUUAGAAUUCUUCAAUAUCGGGGGUGAUCCCGGUGAGCUUAUGUCGUUCAUGGUCAAAAAUCCCUACUUGAUCCCGAACAUAGAGAGCCUCUUUGACGGUUCUGUCACCAGACGACGCAAGGAACUCCGAGCCAUUAUUGGAGGUUGCUGGCGAUCAUGCUUCGAGGCAGGAGAAGGGAUCAGUACAAUCAGUAAUGAUCCCAUAACGGUGUCGCCCUUUGUAGCCGAUGCUAUCAUUGCAAACCCGCCUAGUUUUGCUCAUAUUCACUGUGCAGAGAAAUUAGGUGUCCCGCUACAUAUGAUGUUCACGAUGCCAUGGUCGCCCACGCAAGCGUUCCCACACCCACUAGCCAAUAUUGCAUCUCGUGGCACCGAGCGCACGGUCGGAAACCUCACUUCCUACGUUCUCACGGAGAUGCUUAUCUGGCAAGGGGUUGGCGACUUAAUUAAUGAUUUUCGUCGUUUUGAGCUGGGGCUGGACCAACUGGAUGAUUUGAAUGGGUCAACCUUGAUUGACCGGCUUCAAAUUCCUUUCACUUAUCUAUGGUCACCUUCAUUACUUGGCAAGCCCAACGACUGGAAGCAGCACAUUGAAAUUACUGGUUUCAACUUCCUUCCCGAACAUGGCACGUAUAAACCUCCACAAGAUCUCGUUGAGUUUCUUAGUGUAGGCGAUCCACCGAUCUACAUUGGGUUUGGUUCCAUAGUUGUGGAUGACCCAGACGCGCUCACAAAAACAAUUCUAAACGCAGUGAAACUAACUGGACAACGUGCUCUCGUUUCCAAAGGCUGGGGUGGCCUGGGAGCAGAACAAAUCAAUUGGCCCGAUGUAUUCUUUCUUGACAACGUCCCUCAUCACUGGCUAUUCAAGCACGUCUCCUGUGUGGUUCACCAUGGCGGGGCGGGGACAACUGCAACGGGCCUCGCCCUGGGAAGACCAACCCUAGUCGUGCCCUUUUUUGGUGAUCAGCCUUUCUGGGGCUCUCUUGUGGCAAAGAACGGUGCAGGCCCAGAACCUAUCCCGCACAAGACACUGACGGCCGACAAUCUAGCGAACGCAAUAGCCUUCUGUUUAACACCUACCACCGUUGAACAUGCCCAGAGUCUCAGUCAGAGAAUCAACGCGGAGGAUGGUGCACAAGCUGCGCUGGAAUCUUUCCAUCAACAGCUCAGACCUGAUCAACUCCGAUGCGCACUGUGCCCGAAUCGCCCCGCAGUCUGGCGCAUUCGAGAGACGAAAACCGUAAUCAGUGCUUUUGCAGCUGCUGUAUUGAUCCAAAAUAAGGAACUCACCCACAAGCACAUUAAAUUAUACCGCGCACAACAGUAUGAUAUCCACCCAGGAGCUGAGACAUUUGGAGGCGCGGUAGAUAACUUUCUAAAUGGGUUCAUUGAAUUACCUGUCAACAUGACGCGGAUCUUUUCCCAGCCCGUAUCAGACCGCGUCGCGGCACAUUUUAACUUGGAUUCCUGCAACGCCCAAACAGCAGCUUUGCAAACACUGGCCGUGUCUUCAGCGAGUGCAGAGUCGCCAGAUAUAACUACACAUGUGCAUGCUAAAACCAUUCCAAAGGCCCAUAAACGAGGAUUUCUCCAGCGGACAGCGGUAAAUAUAUUUUAUGUCCAGUGCCGAUUCCUUAACUGGUUGAUUCAGAUCCCUAUGGGCACCACAUACCUCCUAGCGCACGGUCUCCACAACAUACCACGGUUAUACCAUGAUCGAACAGUGCGAGAUACUCCGGAGAUCAUUGGAUUCAGAUCUGGCUUACAUGCGGCUGGGAAAGUUUUCAUCAAUGGCUUCUACGAUGGCGUUACUGGAAUAGUAACUCACCCUGCGCAAGGAUGGAAAGACAACAGAAUCAGUGGUAUGGCAAAAGGCCUAGGGAAAGGUUUGGGAGGCAUAUUUUUCAAACCCCAGGCGGGGCUGUGGGGUCUGCUAGGGUUCCCGUUAAAAGGUAUACACCGAGGCAUUGAACGCUCCUAUGGUGCCGAUCGGAAGGCCUAUAUAUUCGAGUCCCGUAUCAGCCAGGGAUUCACAGAAUUGGGAUCAGCCUCAAAUGAGGAGAAAAACGCGGUGCUUGAGAAAUGGAAGUCUUACAGGACUGGUGCACUUUGGAAGAUCCGCAAAAAUGCAGUAUAAAAUACUUUAAUAAUAUUCAUCUGUUGCUCUGAUUAAUAGGCGUCGGGGCUUUGCAAAACUCUGGACAGUGAAUCAUCUACAUUAUUCUACAUUAUUUGACAUAUACCUACUAUGUUAAUAUUCCAUCCGUUUAAUGGGUUUAAUGCAAGAAUAAG